Molecule: messenger RNA, 1257 nt
Organism: Thermothielavioides terrestris NRRL 8126
Lineage: Eukaryota; Fungi; Ascomycota; Sordariomycetes; Sordariales; Chaetomiaceae
Exons: 3
Coding region: 91-1149 (352 amino acids)
Molecular function (GO): oxidoreductase activity, acting on NAD(P)H
Source: RefSeq, a predicted model, not a curated record
GAACUUAUCAAGAACGCACCGUGAACUUUCAACAUAUAUUGCCCGCUGGUAUCGUUCCCCGUUUCAACACACUACGCAGCAAACGACAAGAUGAAGGAGGCAAUUGUGAGCAAAGGACCCAGCGUCCGGAUCGUCGACUCGCCCAUCCCGGAACCCAACGACGACCAGGUCCUAAUCAAAGUCGUCGUGUCCGGCUCCAACCCCAAGGACUGGAAGCUACCCAACCUAUUCGGCGACGCCAUCAACCAAGGCGAUGACAUCGCCGGCAUCGUCGAGAAGGUCGGCGCCAACGUGUUCGAGUUCAAGCCGGGCGACCGCGUGGCCGCCUUCCACGAGAUGCGCACCCCGGGCGGCAGCUACGCCGAGUACGCCAUCGCGUGGCAACACACGACCUUCCACAUCCCCGCCGAGACCACUUUUGAAGAAGCCGCAGCCAUCCCGCUCGCAGCGAUGACAGCCGCGGUAGCGCUGUACCAGCGCCUGGGCCUGCCUCAGCCGUGGUCACCCGAGGCUGCGGCGGCCGCCAGCACGCCCACGCCGCUGAUAAUCUACGGCGCGGCCUCGGCGGUGGGGAUCUACGCGGUGCAGCUGGCGCAGCGCAGCAACAUCCACCCGCUGCUGUGCGUGGCGGGGCGGGCGCGGGACCACGUGGAGCGGUUCAUCGACCGGGCCAAGGGCGACGUGGUGGUGGACUACCGCGAGGGGGACGAGGCGGUGGUGUCGGCGCUGGUGGCGGCGGCGGGUCAGUCCGGGGGGGUGCGGCACGCGCUGGACGCCGUGUCGGAGGGCAGCAGCAUCGCCAACAUCGGCGAGGUCUUCCGCCGGGUCGCCCAGGCGAGCGGGGGCGGCGCGGCGAACGGCAAGGUCACCUUCGUGCUGGGCGGCGAGAAGCAAGGGCUGCCGGAGGGGGUGGAGAAGAGUAUCACGAUGGUGGGGUGCGUGCACAAGGAGGCCAAGGAUUUCGGGUAUGUGUUCUUUAGGUACUUUGCGCGGGGCCUGCAGGAAGGGUGGUUCAAGGGGCAGCGGACUGAGGUGGUGCCCGGGGGGUUGGGAGGUAUCGAGACGGCGUUGACGAACCUCAGGGAUGGGAAGGCGAGCGGGGUGAAGUAUGUCUUCCGGAUUGCGGAGACGGAGGGCGUUGGGAAGUAGGGAGGUGGCUGAGAAAUCGGCGAGAUUGGCUGGCAGACAAGGGGAACGGACUCAUUUUCCAAAAUGUCAUCCGUCACCAUCAGUUCCCGCGUGACUGCAAACUGCCCC